AUGGGGCGUUUCAGCGACACUAGGGUUUCUGCUUCCACCCUGGAGAACAGCGCAGAAGCCGACAAGCAAACCCUAAAUGCUUUGCUGCGAAUGGAGGUAUCGGCUUUACGGGAAUGGGGCCAGAAACUGCGGGCCGGGGAUUUCGAGGGUUUUUCGAAGGAAAUGGAGAACCCUCUCGACACCGCCGCUAAGACAAAACAGUACUGCGAAAUGUCUGCAAAAUAUGAAGCAGAGAAAGGAGAGUCGCAGCUGACUCGCCCGCCAACUCGGAGGCAGAAAUCCUUUGAAAUGGAAACAGACGAAGGGACUCUUGCUGAAGCUCUUAUUCGUCUUGAGAAACUGGCGUGGACUUGCGAAUACCUAGGGAACGAGAAGUUGGUAGCAAUUGAGAGUUACAAAAGAGCAAAGGCGAAAGAAGUCCUUGCCCGCAGCGAGGUGGAGAUUUUCAAGAAAUAUCUAGAAGAGCUGACAGAAGAAAGAGACCAUUAUUACGAAGUUGCAAUUGAGCCUGAAGAGUCGAUCGCCGAGCAGCCCAGCGAGCCUGCCCCGUCACUCCUGCCGAGCGAGGAAGUCAUCAGGGCAGAAUUCGAAAAGGCAGCUGUAUGA
This is a messenger RNA of Eimeria necatrix, 606 nucleotides long. RefSeq lists its product as hypothetical. Lineage: Eukaryota; Apicomplexa; Conoidasida; Eucoccidiorida; Eimeriidae. The transcript is spliced from 9 exons. Bases 1 to 606 code for a protein of 201 amino acids. The record is from RefSeq and is a predicted model, not a curated record.